Spodoptera frugiperda (fall armyworm) is the source of this 2669-nucleotide messenger RNA. RefSeq names its product mRNA (2'-O-methyladenosine-N(6)-)-methyltransferase (gene Pcif1). The record is from RefSeq and is a predicted model, not a curated record. Gene Ontology annotation, molecular function: mRNA (2'-O-methyladenosine-N6-)-methyltransferase activity; RNA polymerase II C-terminal domain binding. The transcript has 7 exons. Gene Ontology annotation, cellular component: nucleus. Lineage: Eukaryota; Metazoa; Arthropoda; Insecta; Lepidoptera; Noctuidae. Bases 377 to 2239 code for a protein of 620 amino acids.
AGUUCAGUUGUCAUUUUGUGAUGGCGGCGCUUGGGGAGUUACGCUAUUGUUCUUUAACAUAGGACGCGGUGUUUUCUUAGUUCUGAACUUAAGAUUUUUGUUUGUUUUGAAUUAUUUUAAGUGAUAUUUAAAUAUGUAUAAUCGUGAGUACCAUUUGAAACGAGCGCAAAUCCAUGCGUUUAUUGUCUGGUGGUAUCAAUAUUAUCAAUGUUGUGUUUCUAAAUAAAAAUAUGCUUACAUACUUAUAAGAACCUUGUUAGUUGGAUAAACAGUUUUCAUAUAAAUAAAUACUUGUAAGAAUUAAAAAGUUUUCAAAAGUGUAUAACAUCAGCAGUGUUGACGCCGUUCUCGCGUAUCUAGUUGAACAACAGUCAACAUGAAUGAUGUUCGUGACAAAGUUGUCCCUGGACCUUCUACAUGGGAGAGUAAUGCAACACAGAGUGACUCAUCUCCAGAACUACAGUCGUCUCCAAGUUCAAGUGGUGAGACUCCCCAGACGCCAGGAGCACCAGUUCCUCUGGCCCCACACCUAGCAGCUGAAUUACAUCCAGAUCUUAUACAGCAGGGCUGGAGGAAAUAUUGGUCUAAAAGAGAAAAUAGACCUUAUUUCUGGAACAAGCUGUCGGGUGAAUCUAUGUGGGAACUUCCAGCAGUCAAGAGAGAUUUUGAUCCUAUAACAGAUCCAUUAGGCAUCUGUCACACAGGCCCAUCAAAUGCUGGUAACAUGACUCCUGGUGCCAACAAACGCCGUCCAUCUGAAGAUAAUGGACCACCACCAAAGAAAUUUGUUUUGGCUGGACCUUGGGAUAUUGAGGUGCCAACUAAUGUGGUAAUAUAUGAGAGACCUCCAACCAUUUGUCCACAUCCCCAUCCAGAAAUAGAAGGCUUUAGAUUCACCUUGGCUAAUAAGUUAAGACAAUGCUACCAAGAGCUAUGCCAUACAAGGGAAGGCAUUGAUGCUCCUAAAGAUUCAUUCAAUAGAUGGUUGAUGGAAAGGAAGGUCAAUGAUCAGGGUGGUUCAGACCCCCUUCUUCCUAGUCAUUGUUUCCCAGAAAUAUCACAUUCAAUGUAUGAGGAAAUUAUGAAUGACAUUCCAAUUAAACUCACUCAUCCAAAAUUUACUGGCGAUGCAAGGAAACAAUUAUCUAGGUAUGCAGAAGCAGCAAAGAAAAUGAUUGAAUCACGGAAUGCAUCACCUGAAAGUCGUAAGGUGGUGAAAUGGAAUGCUGAAGAUACAUUUCAGUGGUUGAGACGGACUGUUGGAGCAACAUAUGAUGAUUUUCAAGAUAGAUUAUCACAUUUGCGGAGACAGUGUCAACCGCAUUUGGCUGAAACUGUGAAAGCAUCAGUUGAGGGCAUUUGCUUGAAAAUUUACCACUUGUCUGCGGAAUAUGCUCGUAAAAUAAGAGAGAAACAUAGUGCGUUACUUAAAGAAAAUGGAAUACAGGAACUUCAAGCUCCGCUGCAACAAGCAGCUUUGCGUAAAGUGUGGUGUUAUCCGGUGCAGUUCGCAGUGCCGGCCCCACGGCCUCCGCUCGUAGAGCAUUUCCUCGACCGGGAUCAGACAUUAUUACGCUAUCUUGGUGAAACUCAGGUCCUCAAUGCUGUGUAUUUACAGAAGCUGGAAUGCCUAUACCGGUAUAGUUGCUUCGACGACAAGAAGUUCGAGCAGUUCUUGUCACGAGUGUGGUGCCUGCUGCGGCGCUACGCGGCGUGGGUCGGUGCGGGCGGAGAGGCGCAGCUGACGCAGAUGUCGCUGCCCGUGCCCGUGCUCGAGUGUCUGCACCGUUGCUUCGGCGUCACGUUCGAAUGCUUCGCUAGUCCGCUGGAUUGCUACUUCAGGCAAUAUUGUUCUGCAUUUGCCGACACUGACUCGUAUUUUGGAUCUCGAGGGCCAUUUUUGGAGCUGCGUCCCGUAUCCGGGUCAAUGGUAGCACAUCCACCUUACUGUGAGGAACUACUAGAGGCAUCGUUACGACAUAUGGAGAGGCUAUUGCAAGAUUCCGCCGAACCGCUGAGCUUCGUCGUUAUCCUGCCAGAGUGGCCAGAUAGGCAAACACACGCAUUACACAAACUUCAAGCCAGUCACUUCAAAAGAAAACAGGUGGUUAUUCCAGCUUUUGAGCACGAGUACCGCCACGGAUUUCAGCAUGUCCUAACCAAGUUUUUACUUAGUUUUUGUUACGUACCUGGAAUAGUGAGGUUACGAAAAUAUACCAAUGAACCGGACUUUCACUGAGAAGCGAAGACAAACUACGUGUAAUUAGUAUGUUUUAUUAUUACGUAACAGUAAUUGUUAAUUGUAAUACUGAUCAUUUUCAUUAUUAUUCAUUGUAUGCCCAUUUCAUUUAUUUUUGAAUAUUACUUUAGAACAUCAUAAAUUCACAACCAUUUCAUAAUAGGUACCUUGUCUCGAAUUAUUGAACAGUUUUGGUGUAGUUUGCAAUUUUACACAGAAGUUUGUUUGACAAAUAAUUCUAACCGUGAUUAACGACAGUAAAUGAAAAACUUUGUGAUUCGUAUUUCACAAGUUUCGUAACUUGGGAGUCCAGAUGUUUUUUUUAAAUAGCUUCAUGGUUCUGUGUAUUAUGUAAUUAGUAUGUAAGAUCAAAGUGGUUACUGAUUAUGAAUCAGGGGGGGAAUCUGGGCUAGCGUACGUAACACAUGAC